This is a messenger RNA of Dendrobium catenatum, 2531 nucleotides long. RefSeq names its product receptor-like serine/threonine-protein kinase SD1-8. Lineage: Eukaryota; Viridiplantae; Streptophyta; Magnoliopsida; Asparagales; Orchidaceae. Gene Ontology annotation, biological process: recognition of pollen; protein phosphorylation. Bases 46 to 2523 code for a protein of 825 amino acids. The transcript is spliced from 7 exons. The record is from RefSeq and is a predicted model, not a curated record. Gene Ontology annotation, molecular function: protein serine/threonine kinase activity; ATP binding.
CAAUCUAACUCAAACAAACAAAAAAAAAUUUGAAGAAACAGAAAAAUGAAGACUUUUUUGCUUCUGCUUCUGUUUCUUUCUAAUCUCUUCUAUAAUUCAUUUGCAGGAGACACGCUCACUCCAAAUUCAUUAUUGAAGGAUGGUCAAACACUUAUUUCAGCUGGUGGAUUCUUCAAGCUGGGGUUUUUCAGCCCUGGCAGCUCCACCAUGAAAUAUUUGGGCAUUUGGUACAUGAAAAUCCCUGUUCAAACUGUUGUGUGGGUAGCCAACAGAGACAGUCCCCUUUCAGAUUCUUUGGGCAGUCUAAAGAUCGGAGAAACUGGAAAUCUCAUCUUGUUUGAUGGAUUACAGAGACCUAUCUGGUCUACAACGGCUACUUCGAACUUGAGCAAUCCAAUUGCACAGCUAUUGGAUAAUGGCAACUUCGUUCUAAGAAACAAUGACAGUAUUUCAGAAAGUUCAGAAAGCUAUAUUUGGGAAAGUUUUUACAAUCCUUCUGACACUCUUCUUCCAGGAAUGAAGCUUGGUUGGAACUUAAAAGCUGGGCUCGAGUCGAAACUUACAACAUGGAACAACUCUAAUGAUCCUUCUAAUGGAGACUACACAUUCAAUCUUGAUCUCAGUGGAUCACCAGAGAUGUUUCUACGCCAUGGAUCACAGAUAAUUUACAGGAAUGGUCCAUGGACUGGUUUUCAGUUCAGUGGAGAACCAGAGAUGGAUUCAAAUAGCUACAUCAGCUUUGAUUUCAUCUCUAAUCAGGAUGAGAUUUACUAUACCUACAAAGUGAUUGAUAGCUCAGUCACUUUCAGAUUGGUGUUGAAUCAGUCACAGCUCCAAAGAUACAUCUGGUAUGAUUCGGUCUCUUCAUGGUCUCUUUACUGGUAUGUUCCAAGGGAUCAAUGUGAUUCCUAUGCUGAAUGUGGUCCUUAUGGUUUCUGCAACUCAAAUUACUCACCAGUUUGCAGAUGUGUUCAAGGAUUUAAACCAAAAAACCCACAGAAUUGGAACUUGAGAGAUGGAUCUGAUGGUUGUGUUCGAGUGACCAAAUUGGAUUGCGAAAAAGAAGAUGGAUUUCUGAAAAUGAGUGGAAUAAAGCUUCCAGAUACAACAAAAGCCAUAGUUAUUCAGAGCAUUAGCUUGGAGGAGUGCAGGUUAAGGUGCUUGAAGAAUUGCUCUUGUUUGGCUUAUGCAAGUGCUAACAUCAGUGCUGGAGGAACUGGUUGCAUUACUUGGGGAACUGAGCUGAUAGAUCUCAAGCAAUUUAUUGAUGGUGGCCAAGAUUUUUACAUAAGAUUAGCUGCAUCUGAACUAAGAGGAAACUCCAAGAAGAAGCAUAUUAUCAUACUUGUUGUUGUAAUUUUUUCGAUGUUGAUGCUUUUAUUGGGAUCUAUUGGAUAUUGCUUAUGGAAAAAGAAGAAAAUGAUGAACAUUACUGGUUAUUGGAGAAAUAAGCCAAGACAAUUGUCAUUUGAUACUGUAAUCACUGGACAUUUGUCAGAUGAUGACGAAAGCAGAAGGCAGAAUACAGAUCUCCCAUUAUUUAAUUUUGAAACAAUACUAAUUGCCACCGAGAAUUUUUCGAUUGCUAAUAAGAUUGGAGAGGGUGGAUUUGGUAUUGUUUAUAAGGGUAAGCUUGUAGAAGGACAGGAAAUAGCUGUGAAGAGACUAUCAAAAAGUUCAUUACAAGGGCUUGAGGAGUUCAAAAAUGAAGUUAAGUUGAUUGCUAAACUUCAGCACAUCAAUCUUGUCAGGCUACUUGGUUGCUGCAUUCAAGGAGAGGAGAAUAUGCUUGUUUAUGAGUACAUGCAAAAUAGGAGCUUGGACACCAUAAUAUUUGAUAAAGCUAGAUCUCCUAUCUUGAGUUGGCCAAUCCGGUUCAAAAUCAUCAUCGGUAUUGCUCGCGGCCUCGUCUACCUUCACCAAGACUCAAGGUUUCGAAUUAUUCAUAGGGAUCUCAAGGCUAGCAACAUUUUGCUAGAUAAAGAGAUGAAUCCUAAGAUUUCUGAUUUUGGAUUGGCAAGAAUAUUUGGUGGAGAGGAGACUAAUGCAUAUACUAAAAGAGUGAUGGGAACAUAUGGAUACAUGUCUCCAGAGUAUGCAAUGGAUGGCAUCUUCUCGGUGAAAUCUGAUGUCUUUAGCUUCGGUGUACUGGUCCUAGAAAUCGUAAGUGGAAAGAAGAACAAAGGAAUUCACAUUUCUGACGAGCGAAUAAACCUUCUUGCUUAUGCAUGGAAUCUAUGGAAAGAGGGGAAGCUAUUGGAAUUAUUUGAUGCAUCAUUAGGUGGCUCCUAUUCAGAGCUUGAAGUAUUAAGGUGCAUUCACUUAGGACUCUUGUGUGUUCAAGAAAGAGCAGAUGAUAGGCCAUCAAUGCCAUUGGUGCUUUUGAUGUUGUCUGGUGCGAACGUAGUGUUGCCACAGCCUAAGAAUCCUGGAUUCUGGGAUGGUGAAAGGUCGAGUGAAAUGAAAAUGUCUUGGAGCUUUUCUGCAAAUGAUAUGUCAGUGACAAAGCUCGAGGGCCGGUAGAAGAAUGA